CGCUCGAUUUGAGGCCAAAAUCCAUGAUCUGCGUGAACAGAUGAUGAAUCACAGCAUGAGUUCAGGGUCAGGCUCCCUGCGAACCAAUCAAAAGCGUUCUCUCUAUGUCAGAGCCAUGUUUGACUAUGACAAAAGCAAAGACAGUGGCCUCCCAAGCCAAGGACUCAGCUUCAAGUAUGGAGACAUUCUCCACGUUAUCAAUGCCUCUGAUGAUGAAUGGUGGCAAGCAAGAAGGGUCACACUAGAAGGAGACAGUGAAGAGAUGGGAGUUAUCCCUAGCAAAAGAAGGGUGGAAAGGAAAGAGAAAGCACGUUUAAAAACAGUGAAAUUUAAUUCAAAGCCUGGUGUGAUUGAUGCAAAAGGGUCAUUCAAUGACAAGCGUAAAAAGAACUUCAUCUUUUCACGAAAAUUCCCAUUCUACAAGAGCAAGGAGAUGAGUGAGCAGGACACCAGUGACCCUGAACGAGGACAAGAGGACUGCAUUCUGUCCUAUGAACCUGUAACAAGGCAGGAAAUUAAUUACACCAGGCCGGUUAUCAUCCUCGGUCCAAUGAAAGAUCGGAUUAAUGAUGAUUUGAUAUCUGAAUUCCCUGACAAAUUUGGCUCCUGUGUCCCACAUACCACUCGACCAAAGCGUGAUUAUGAAGUGGAUGGUAGAGAUUACCACUUUGUCAUCUCCAGAGAACAAAUGGAAAAGGACAUUCAAGAGCACAAAUUCAUCGAGGCUGGCCAGUAUAACGAUAAUCUGUAUGGAACAAGCGUGCAGUCCGUGAGAUUUGUGGCCGAAAGGGGCAAACAUUGUAUCCUUGAUGUAUCAGGAAAUGCAAUUAAACGACUUCAAGUUGCACAACUCUAUCCUAUUGCUAUCUUCAUUAAGCCUAAGUCCUGGGAGCCCUUGAUGGAAAUGAAUAAACGCCUCACGGAGGAGCAGGCCAGGAAGACCUAUGACCGAGCCAUGAAAUUAGAACAAGAAUUUGGAGAAUAUUUUACAGCAAUCGUCCAAGGAGAAACCUUAGAAGAUAUCUAUAACCAAACCAAACUUGUAAUUGAAGAACAAUCGGGACCUUUCAUCUGGAUUCCUUCCAAGGAAAAGCUAUAAAGUAGCUGACUCAACUCUAAUUACAACGGAGAAGUAUUUAGAAGAAAAUUUAAUCCUAACUUAUUUGGAAGCUUUGGGGAGGGCAGGGGGAGUUAUUUUCACGUUUUGCUGUCAAUGUGAUUUUUUUUUUCUCUCUGAACAUACAACACAAACUGUUCGAAGCCAUGAAGGACACUGAUUUGGUCAUAAAGGGGAAAGAAAAAAGAAAAACAUUUUUUUUAAAAAAAGUCUGCCAUAUUAAGUCUCUCUCUCUCUCUCUCUC
Python bivittatus (Burmese python) is the source of this 1361-nucleotide messenger RNA. The record is from RefSeq and is a predicted model, not a curated record. NCBI's taxonomy places the organism in Eukaryota, Metazoa, Chordata, Lepidosauria, Squamata, Pythonidae.